Lodderomyces pseudojiufengensis is the source of this 1044-nucleotide messenger RNA. RefSeq lists its product as uncharacterized. NCBI's taxonomy places the organism in Eukaryota, Fungi, Ascomycota, Pichiomycetes, Serinales, Debaryomycetaceae. The coding region runs from base 1 to 1044 and encodes 347 amino acids. The transcript has a single exon. The record is from RefSeq and is a predicted model, not a curated record.
AUGGCAUCACCAAUAUUCAUCUCCACAAGGUCCGAAUAUUUUUCAAUAAGAAUAGUUCUACGAAGUAUUGAAUUAACUUUGAGUACAAUAUACAAUUCAUUAAUCAAUAAGGAGUUUUAUACCACAAAUAACAUAUAUCUAUUUAUCAAAUAUUUGAAAUUAUCAGUCAUACUAUAUAUACUACUAAAUGGACCACAACUAAUUUUAAAAGUCUCAAUUCAAUAUUUAUCAGAAAAUGGAUUUGUCAAUUUCAAUCAAUUUGAAAAAUUAAUGAAAUUUGAAUAUUUUUUAAAAUAUUUUUUGAAUAUAAAUAUAUUCAUUAUGUCAACAAUUUCAUUUUUUGAUCAAGAUUUAGAAACUUUAUUUCUUUGUAAUUUAAAAUAUCAAGAUUUAAAAAAUAAUCAACAAAAUUUUGAAAAUUAUUUAAAACUUUCAUCAAAUUAUAAAUUAGAUUCUUCGAAAAGUUGGAGUAAAAAUGUUACUGAUUUAUUAAAAUUUUCAAGAGAAUUUAAAUAUUUUAUCAAAAGGUAUACUAAUUAUUUUUUCUUAAAUUGUAUUUUGUUCCUAUCAAUUGAAUACUUACCUGAAAGAUUCACUUCAUUAAUCUUGGGAUUUAUAUCAUUUCAAACAUUUGUUGAUAAGGUUGGAACAGUUUUGUCACUAAUAUUGGUAACUAUACUUCAAAUGUCCAACUAUCAUUAUACAGUUCUAGUAAUCACAACGUUUUAUGGAUCAUGGAACCUAGCAGAAGAUCUACUAAUAUACUACUUCAAUAAAAUUCAUUUUACUACAUCUGAACAAAAUCAAUGGUUAAAUACAAGGAAGGGAGUUUUAUUUGGUAUUGGUUUAGUAUAUUAUCUUUUAAUACAACGAUUUCCAUUAAUGUCAUUCAUUAUUUAUUCAAAUGCAUUUUUUAAUAUGGGAUAUUUUAUUACAAAAUUUUCCGGAGAAAUUCCAGAUAAUUCAAAAAGUUUGGCAACUUGGUGUAUUACUGAAAGUUUAUGGGAUGGACAUGAACGAUUUGUAGACAAUUUAAGUACAUAA